Molecule: messenger RNA, 646 nt
Organism: Humulus lupulus (European hop)
Lineage: Eukaryota; Viridiplantae; Streptophyta; Magnoliopsida; Rosales; Cannabaceae
Product: 17.8 kDa class I heat shock protein-like
Exons: 2
Coding region: 57-530 (157 amino acids)
Source: RefSeq, a predicted model, not a curated record
UUGGGAAACAUAUAUAAAAGAAAUCUUAAACAAAACGAAGAUCAAACAAUAGAACAAUGGCAUCUUAUUUCAAGGGUUCUUAUGAGGACUUUGAUCCCUUCUGCAAGUGGCAAAGAGGGCAAGAACGUGACAUUCUUGAGAUUCAUCUCCAAGGAUUCACAAAAGAAUAUUUGAAUGUCCAACUCAACGGCAAUGGAGUCCUAACCAUUAGCGGUGAGAAUGGUGUUGUUGAGAAUACCAAAAAAGGUCGUUUCCGCAAAGAAAUCCAAAUGGGAAAAGAGCACAAAACAGACCAAAUUCGUGCUAGGUUUACCAAUAGCAUUCUCUUCCUAACAAUCCCAAAAAUUUCGAUAAGUGAUCAACUACCACCGUCACCACCACCACCUACGAAAUCUCCUCGUUUCUUAGGAGAUGGUAUGAUAGGCAAAAAUAUAGCUUUGGGAGUUGCUGUGGUGGUUGCUAUUGGUAUUAUUGUUGGGGGUCUCAUAAUAUGGAAAUGUAUUUCAAAUCCACCUAUUCUAAUAUACUGAUCAUCGUCAUAUCAUGUUCUAGAUUUCUUUGAUUUGAAUAAUUGUGUUAAUAAUUAAGGUUUCUAAUGAUUGAAUGUAUGAUCAUACUUACCCAACAUUUAUUCAUUGUUUUCAUU